AUGGUUCAAAAGAAGAAGGCCCAAUUGUUGGGCGUCUUUGAGAAUGCCGACAACAAGGAGGCGUUCAUCUUUACGCCGACCGCUGCCAAGGUCAACAGCGCCAGCAAUGGAACGAUUGAGAAGAACAUCAACAUUAUCGGCCCGCUGAAGAAGGGCAAAGUGCGCAUCUUCUACGACGUGACGCCGGAGCUGCCCGUUGUGGCGGUGGUCGGCCUCGGCCCGAACAACGCCGGCUUUAACGACCUGGAGGAGCUGGACGAGAAGAGCGAAAACGUGCGCGGCGCAAUUUCCUCGGGCGUUCGCUCUCUGCGCGACCUGGGCGCCAUUGAUGAGAUUGACGUGGACUCGUGUGAUAACGCCACCGCCGCCGCGGAGGGCGCCUCCCUCGGUCUCUGGUACUUUGACGAGCUCAAGUCGGCGCCGCUGAAGAAGCCACUGGUGAAGAUUAACCUGCUGGCCAGCGAUGACGCCAGUGCUGAGCAGAAGUGGAACGAGGGCAUCACUCUGGCCGCCGGACAGAACCUCUGCCGAUCGCUGGAGGAGAACCCGGCCAACAUUAUGACGCCGACGAACUUUGCGAAGAUUGCCAGCGAAAAGUUGGGCAAACUCGGCGUCACGGUGAAUGUUCGCGAUAGAGCCUGGGCCGAGGCGCAGAAGAUGGGCUCCUUUCUCAGCGUGGCCCGAGGAUCUGAUGAACCGCCGGUUUUCCUGGAA
Molecule: messenger RNA, 714 nt
Organism: Rhagoletis zephyria (snowberry fruit fly)
Lineage: Eukaryota; Metazoa; Arthropoda; Insecta; Diptera; Tephritidae
Source: RefSeq, a predicted model, not a curated record